AUGGUCGACAUCAACGAUGACUCUCGGACCAUCACACAUGACGAUUGGAUGAAGCUCUCUUUUAAUAGCGUGGUGUUUCAGCGUUUCCACGGCUACAAUACCAUCGAGACUCUUGGCUGGUUCCACGGGCACAGCCUAUUUUAUAAGGUCGCCUGCACGGAAGAAUUACUUUAUGCGUUUGAAUACGAAAAGUGCGCCCUCGACGUCCUCCAGAACACUGGGGUCACCCCACGUGUUUUGGGAUUCUGUACGGCACCACCUGUCUUGAUCAUGACGGCAGUGGGUGACCUGAGCUUGCUGGAGUACCUCGAGGUGUGUGCCACUUGGGAAGUUAUGCCCGCACUUCAAGCCACAGCGGAGGCACUCGACAAAAUCCAUAAUACGGGCAUUGUCCACGGAAAUUUCACAUUUGACAAUGUGAUGAUCGAUAUCGUACAAAAUGUAUAUUACAUCGUGGACUUCUCCGCGUCAUCAUUCGAAGGCUGGGAGCGCCCUGAAAACCCAGACGAGCCGCACUUCGCAGAGGAAACGCUGUGCGAAAAUUAUAUAGCGCAUUCAUCGCAAGAUGUCUUCUCGUUUGGGAAACACGUACAGACCCUCUGCCAAGUGAGAGACCUCCCGCAGGAAGUAGAGCAGGCGUCACUAUGCCUCAUGGAUGACGACCCGCAAUACCGGCCCUCAAUGGCACAGAUGGCAGAGAAAUUGUUUGAAAUACAAAAUAUCUAUUUCGAGUCUUCGUUUGAAAAAACGAUUCCAAUGUAUAAUGAUAAGGCUUUCAUAACCGAAAUGUCGCGGGGAGACGAACUGCUGCGCUCACAGCAGGGGUGAGCUCAAGAUGGGAGGGGGUGUCAUCACCCCCCCAAUCCACCCCCAAUUCUCCUGAAUGACCAGGAGCACAGUGACCCCUCAGCCCCUUGACCCCCUAAACCUCCCACCCUUGACCUCGUAUGGAGUGAGAGAGGAGGCAUAGUAGUGGAGGUGGCUGCAGACUCCUCCACUGCCUGCUUCCCUCUCUCAUUCUGUACGGGGCCAGACAAAUGUGAGGAAGGGUACCGCGGAAAGUGUGCCUUCACCCGUCUACCGCGGGUGGAGGCACACCGCCCCACAACACCACCGAUCACCACCCGUCAUCACCACCACCCGUCAUCACCACCACCCGUCAUCACCACCACCCGUCAUCACCACCACCCGUCAUCACCACCACCCGUCAUCAAGACCUCCGCAGAGAAGAGGAGUACCUGUCGGGGGUGUAAGACUCAACGGAGAAAUCAAUCCUUCAGGCACCCGGGGAGACCUUUGUGAUGGAACACCCAUUGAGAUCAUUCCCGUAUACACGACUCUUUUUUUA
Procambarus clarkii (red swamp crayfish) is the source of this 1348-nucleotide messenger RNA. Lineage: Eukaryota; Metazoa; Arthropoda; Malacostraca; Decapoda; Cambaridae. The record is from RefSeq and is a predicted model, not a curated record.